AUGUCCGAUCCACCUGUGUCGCCUCGACACGAGCCAUCGGACAACUACAUGUAUGAUCAACCGACUUGGUCAGACCUUGACGAAGGAAGGAUCCCCGAUGUUUACCGCGGACUGAGCCCUCCCCGCGAACCUCGCAUUGCAAGCCUCAUGUCGACAUUCAGGACGGCAAAACUAUACAGGCAUGGAGGGCCGCUUGAUUCCCAAUUACCUGCGAGUGACUUGGACGACGAGGAUGAAGGAGUCACUCAGGCUGCGGGGGUCGACAACACUGGGGAUGCCAAUAACGAGCUUGCAGGGUACUCCCAGGAAGAAGCAAAUGAGCGCCCUGUUGUACUUGAUGCAGAGACGACGGUUGAAGAUCAAAAAUCCGCGGAAGAUACAAUUAAGGAGUUGCGGGCGCAGCUUCGCCGAGCAGAGAACGAGGCAUAUGAAUUCUGUGGCCGGUGGACGUAUGCUCGUGCACGCAUCUAUCAACUGGAAAACUUCAUUCCAGCAGCACAGCUCGCCAAACUUGGUCGGCCGCAUCCGAUCUUAGCCUUUGCGGCGGGAGAGAGAGAGAGGAGAGACGAGCGAGUAGUAGUCGUGGAAGGUCAUGGACCAGGAGAGGAUGAUGUGUUGCCUGUCGUCGCGGGAGUGAAGCGGAAAUUUGGAUCGUUGUGA
Messenger RNA from Fomitopsis serialis, 660 nucleotides. RefSeq lists its product as uncharacterized. The coding region runs from base 1 to 660 and encodes 219 amino acids. The record is from RefSeq and is a predicted model, not a curated record. The transcript has 4 exons. Lineage: Eukaryota; Fungi; Basidiomycota; Agaricomycetes; Polyporales; Fomitopsidaceae.